CUACCAGAGAUUCAGUAAAAAAGAAACGUUUCAGCUAAAUAAAGACAAACAUAAUAAUUAUAUGUAGAAAAACAAAAAUUUAGAUUAAACUGCCAGAGAUUCAAUAAAACAGUAUAAUUAUAAAAAUAGUGACGCGUUUUAUAAAAAAUGUGUGGAAUAUUUGCAAUCCUCUCAAAGGAGGGACAACCAAUAUUACCGAAAAUAUGUCGCGGUUGUGUGCACACACUUCGUGAAUUUGCUUAUCGUCAAAGUGGAAAACAACGCCAUCGAGGUCCUGACGAAACGGGUGUGGCAAUAAUGCCAGAACAUGGAGUGGCCUUUGUACAUGAACGUCUCGCUGUUAUUGGCGUAAAGACGGGACGUCAGCCUUUAUACUCCGAGGAUGGCAACGUUACGUUGAUUGCAAAUGCAGAAAUUUACAAUUAUCUCGCAUUAGCAGAAUCAAUUGCAAAUAAACGUCCCAAUUAUCGCCCACGAAGUGAUUGUAAUGUGAUUGUUGAGUUGUACGAAGAUUACGGCGAAGGUCUGUUUGAGCUGAUAACUGGAAUGUUUGCAUUUGUCCUGUAUGACAAAAGUUCGAAAACUGUGCUCAUUGCCCGUGAUCCUUAUGGCAUCAUGCCACUGUACAUCGGUGAGGAUGAAGAGGGAAAUAUGUGGAUAUCAUCGGAAAUGAAGUGUAUGGUAGAGUUUUGUCCAAAAGUAAAAAACUUUCCGCCGGGUCACUAUAUCAUGGGUCAAUUGGGGGGAAAUAUGAAUCCACAACGAUUUUACAGCCGCGCAUGGCAACAGGAAAUUCCAUGUGAACCAGCCAAUGUUAAUAUAUUGCAAGAACGUCUAGAAUCAGCGGUCCGCACCCACUUGCAAUGUGAUGUGCCAUUUGGAGCCCUCCUUUCGGGAGGUGUUGACUCUAGCCUCAUUGCGUCCAUUGCUACGAAAAUAAUGCGAGAAAGAGACCCCAACUAUCGAUUACGUACUUUUUCUGUGGGAAUGAAGGGAUCGCCAGACUUCAAGUACGCGCGCUUGGUAGCCGAUUAUAUUAACAGCGAUCAUACCGAAGUUUCAUUUACUGUCGAGGACUGUCUAGAUGGAGUUCGUGAUUUGAUCUAUCAUUUGGAAUCGUACGAUAUAGCCACUGUUCGCUGCAGUUUGCCCAUGUUUUAUUUGGCUCGUUACGUAAAGAGCACUGGCAUAAAGAUGAUUUUGUCAGGCGAAGGUGCGGAUGAAAUAUUCGGUGGAUAUUUGUACUUUUACAAGGCACCCAAUUAUGAGGAGUUUCACAAGGAGAUGGUAACACGGGUCGAUCAGUUGCAUGUCUCAGACAUUCUGCGAGCCAACAAAGUUACCAUGUCAAAGGGAUUGGAACUGAGAGUUCCUUUUCUCGAUACGAGUUUUGUGGAUUAUGCCAUGUCCAUAAGGCCGGAAGACAAAAUACCCGGUCCGCUUAACUGCUACAAUGACACACUUGGAGACCGUAUGGAAAAAUUCAUUUUACGCAAAGCUUUUGAAAACAACUAUCUUCCAGCCGAAGUACUCUGGCGUCAAAAAGAGCAAUUUUCCGAUGGCGUUGGUUACGAUUUAAUUGAAGCAUUGCCUCGUUUCGCCGCAAAACAUGUCAGUGAUGAGGAAUUUUCCAAAGCUUCUAUACGUUUUCCAAUUAAUACUCCAAAAACGAAAGAAGCCUUUUACUACAGAUGCAUAUUUGAGGAACAAUUUCCUGGAAAAUCGGCAGCUUUAACAGUUGAAAAGUGGGCCCCACGACUAGAUUGGGGUUGCCCGGAAGACCCAUCUGGGAGAGCCCAAGAAGCUCAUGCAAAUCGUUUGAAGCAGUAUCUGAAAUAAUUUAUGCCAAUUUAUAAUUUUGUUUAUUUGUUUAAAGUAGUUAAUUAAUACCCACAAAAUAAAUAUGAUACACAUUUAAUUGUUUAA
Calliphora vicina (urban bluebottle blowfly) is the source of this 1926-nucleotide messenger RNA. Its product is annotated as probable asparagine synthetase [glutamine-hydrolyzing]. Lineage: Eukaryota; Metazoa; Arthropoda; Insecta; Diptera; Calliphoridae. Gene Ontology annotation, cellular component: cytosol. The coding region runs from base 148 to 1839 and encodes 563 amino acids. The record is from RefSeq and is a predicted model, not a curated record. Gene Ontology annotation, molecular function: asparagine synthase (glutamine-hydrolyzing) activity. The transcript has a single exon.